AUGUCUUUCCCUGAAGGCCUCACUACCAGAUACCCAUCUCUUCUCCCCUUCGCUGACAUCUAUGAUGUUGAGUCCCACGAUGGUCGCGAGAUAACUCUCCUAAAAUGCAUCUACGCCCAUCCAGACCUGGACAAAAUCCGCAAUUCGCCAUCGGAGAUCUGUCGUGUCAUGGACGAGUUCGCCGCCAAGCAGGAUUUCCUUAUCAACAUCGGCAGUGACAAGGGUGAUAAGGUACGCCAGAUAAUCGAAAAGGAGAAGCCUACCGUCCUUGUGGAAUUCGGUGGGUAUGUUGGCUACUCUGCCAUUUUCUUUGCGGAUGCUAUGCGUCGUGCGGCUGGGAGUGCGGACGGACUUAGAAUUUGGAGUCUCGAGUUUGAUCCUCUGAUUGCUUCUAUUGCUAUGAAUUUGAUCGAGUUGGCUGGGUUGAGUGAUGUCGUUAAGGUGGUUGUUGGGCCUGCGGCGGAUUCGCUGGAGAGGUUGAAGAAGGAGGGGAAGGUGACGGACGUGGAUUUUGUUUUCUUGGAUCAUUGUGAGGAACUUUAUGUUCAGGAUUUGAAAGUUUGUCUGGAUUUGGGAUUGCUGAAAAGUGGGAGUUUGGUUGUUGCGGAUAAUGUGGUGAGGCCUGGGGCUCCGGCGUAUCGGGAGUAUGUGCGACAGAGUGAGAAGUUUGAGAGUUGGGGAGUUAAAGGGCUGAUAAUGCCUGGUUCAUUCGAGGAUGAACUUGAGGUUACCAGAAUCAAAUAG
Molecule: messenger RNA, 744 nt
Organism: Penicillium atrosanguineum
Lineage: Eukaryota; Fungi; Ascomycota; Eurotiomycetes; Eurotiales; Aspergillaceae
Product: O-methyltransferase
Exons: 2
Coding region: 1-744 (247 amino acids)
Molecular function (GO): O-methyltransferase activity
Source: RefSeq, a predicted model, not a curated record